Messenger RNA from Closterium sp. Naga37s-1, 2490 nucleotides. Lineage: Eukaryota; Viridiplantae; Streptophyta; Zygnematophyceae; Desmidiales; Closteriaceae. The record is from the annotation of a GenBank genome assembly.
AUGCCUCGCACAGUGCCCUCCUGCACGCCCUUCCGCCUGCUUGCGAUCGCCGCGCUCUCGCUGCUGCACUUCCGCCUCUUCCUCGCGCGCUACUUUCCCCACCCGUCCGCGCCCUUCCGCGACUGCCCCGACACCGCCGCCGACGUCUCCGCCUUGCGCUCGGCGUUCCGCAAAUGCCAGGGGGAGCUCGUGCACCGGCGCGUGGCUGCGCGGAGUGCUUAUAACGAUGCCUCGGCGGGCGGGGGGGAUCUGGAUGAGCGGUGGCUUGCCGAAAGCGCAGUCUCCGCCGUGCAUCACCGCGCUGGCGCCGGCGGGGAGGGCGUCGCAGAUUCUGUUUCCGCGGAGUACGCGCGGAGGCGGGACGCGCAUUUGACGCGCUUGCAGGCGGACAGGCUGAGCGAAUGCGCCGCAUCUGACGCGGAACUGAAGCAAUUCCUGCGCUUCCAUCCGCACGCCACGUGUCCCAACGACUGGGAGCUAGCCCACUGCCUCCGCUUCACCGACCAUUGCCACGUCAUCCCUCCGCGCGCGUGCCUCUCCCCCACCCCCCCUGACCCCGUGGAGCCCCCGCCGCAUCCAGAGGCGCUCUGGACGCCGCUAGACGGGCGCAGCGUGCGGUGGGAGCGCUACGACUGCGCUGACGUGGCAUGCGUCGAGCGCAAGCUGGCAGCCUUUGCUGCAGGUGCUGCUGCGGACGCUGCAGCUGUAGCGGCUGUAGCGCGAGCCGUCAACUCGAGCCUGGACCCAUUUCCCUGGGAGCGGCGCGAGGGGGAGGGCAAGCAGGAUGAGCGGGGGAGGGGGAGGAGCGGGCGGGCAGGCGGACAGAAUGGGGGGGUAAGGGAGGGAGACGCGGCGAGUGGGUGCAGCAGGGACGGAUGGGCUGGUGGGGCCGCGUGUUUCCAAUUCACGCGCCCCUCUGCCAGCAGCGCGAGCGACGGCGGCAGCCAUAGCAGUCGCAGUAGCAGUGGUAAUGGUAGUGGCAGGAGCGGGCGCAGCAGCCCAAUGACUCGUGCUGCGAGUGGCAGUGUGGAGGAAGCAGGCACACGGGAGACGUUCCACAUUCGCGAUCUCAUGCGCCUCAAGGGGGGCGCUGUGCGCUUGGGGCUGGACCUGGGCGGCGGAACUGGCCAGUUUGCCGCCCAGAUGGCGCUGCACAAUGUGACCAUCCUCACUGCGCAGUCCAAUCUGAUUUUCUACCCUGAUGCCUCACAACCGCCCUCGGGCCUCACUGCUGCGGACACCACUGCAACCAGUCGCACCAGCACCAGCAGCAGCGGUACGAGCAGUGCCAGUGGCACCAGCAGCAGCAGCAGCAGCAGCAGCAGCAGCAGCAGCAGGGUGGCGGUGCCAUUUCAAGAGGCACUGGCAUGGCGGGGCCUGGUGGCAGUGGACAUGCCUCUCACAGCGCGCCUUCCUUUCUUUGACGCCUCACUGGACCUCAUCCAUGCCACCGGCACCGCCGGCCCCGCCCUCCUGCAGGGCGUCGAUUCUCUGCCGCCCAGGGACUUCCACCUCGCUCUCUUUGAUUGGGAUCGCGUGCUGAGGCUGGGCGGCAUUCUUUGGCUGGAAGCGAUAGAGCACAGUGCGGAUGCGAUGCCACUGUACGAGGCGGCUCUGGAGCGGCUGGCAUAUCGUGUUGUGUUUGUGAGGAAGCUGGAUGCGGUGGUGGAAGGGGUGCUGCACAGGCAUGUGCAGAGAUUGUGGGUGCUGUUCCGACCGACCGCCAUCCGCGCUCCUCCCAACAGCGGCGCCGACGAGGCUCGCUCGGACGAGCCUGCGCUUCGAGGGGAUGUUCCCGCGCUUGCGAAGAAGAGGAGGUUCGCGCAAGUGGCGGCGGAGGACGAGGAGGUGAAUAGCAGCCAUCGCAAGUCGCCGCUAAGCUCGCCACCUCGGCCACCCUCAAAACGACUUGCACUCACCGAAGCCGCAGUUCCCGUCGCGUCAAGAAUUCCGCCAAACGAGGAAACCUCGGGGACUCAUGGCGCUUCGUUGAGCGCGCUACAGCCGGAUGCUACACUCAGCCUGGCGGAGCGACUCUCCCGCUACGACCAGCUAACGGCGUCCCUCCGCUCCUCCCUCCCGCACGGCAACCUGAGCAAGUGGGACGUGGCGGUGGGGCGGCUGCGGGAGCGCGUGGCGCAAAAGCCGGAGUUUGGAAGCAACGUGAACCAGUUCCUCGUGUUCCUCCACAGCCAGCUGCGCGGAUCGCAACAGCCCUCCGCGCGCGCCGCUCUGCACCAGUUCGCCGCGCUUAUGCGCGCCAGGUGCCAGCAGAAGCAGCAGCGGUCGGAAGGUGGUAACCAGUGCGUGUUGGGGGAAAGCGGGAGUCUUGAGGGCGUUAGUGAUUCAAGAUUGGCGCAUGGAAUGUCAGUACUCGGUGCGGGCAGCAGAAGUGGCUUGAAUGGUGCCGCGGAGGGAUUGGGUGCGGUAGAAUGCGAUAGAGGAAGUGCGGCAGAGAGAAAAAUGGAACUUCAGUGGCUGCUCCGAUAG